UUAACACUCUUGUGCUCAUGAAGCAUGUGGUUGUGUGUUUUCUCGCAGAAGGUGGUGGAUGAUGACAGUCGCGGGAGGAAGUCCAGUCCUGCACCCUGCCCAUCUAACAGCAAGGUUUCUGAUAGCGUCCUGGAGAAAAAGUCCCCUUCUAAGGGCAACUUGCAGUCUUCGCUGGUGUUCAGUCGACUGUUUCCUGACAUCAAAGAGGAACCAGGACAGGGGCCCAUCAUCCACCCAAGUUACUACAUGUACACGUACGAUAAGAUGGUGGCUCCUAACGUGUCCCUGCGGAAGGAGGGGGAAGUGAGCCAUGAGGUUCUGGGUGCCCUGCUCAAGCAACACUACAGCAGGAGAACACUGACCCACGACAGCCAGCCCACCACAGAUCUUCCCACGUCUCCUUCCUCCAUUGCAGAGGAGGCCAAAACCCACCACGCGGACGAAGCAAACGAGUGCCGCCAUCCUCCUCCGUCAGUCGCCAUGGAGACCAGCCCUCGCAGCAAGCAGCACGCCCCCGUUCCCACGGAGGGCAAGGACAGCGGAACGGAGGACGACAAGGACAGGAUCAUGCUGGAGAUCGUCCAGAUGUACCGGCGGCAGCAAGAAAAGCUGAAUUCCACCCUUCAGAAACAGCUGCAGCUGAAGAUGGAGCUGGAGUCAGUGCGCGGGGGCGAGGCAGCCAGGCUGAGGGAGUUGUCUGUGGAGCAGCUGGAGCUGCAGAACGAGCUGGAGGCGGUGCACACUGAGCAUGCUCAGAGACUGGGGGAGGUGCGGCAGGAGCAGAGACAGCUGGAACACCGACUGGAGCAGCUCAGACAGCAGAGCUGUGCCUGCCAACCCAAAGAGCAGGAGGCGCAGUACAACGCACAGCUGUGCGAGCUUCGCUGCCGUCUGGAGCGUGCCGAGGCGGAGCGGCAGGAACUGCAAGAGGAGCUCUGCAGAGAGCGGGAGGCCCGAGAGAAGCUGGAGCUCAUGAUCUCGCAGCUUCGGCAGCAGAUGGUCCAGUCUGGCACCAAAGGGAGCCGCAGCACUAGCCCUGCCCAGCCCCCGACCCCUUCCGCAAGCCCCCAAUCCCAGCAUUCCCUCUCUUCACCGGCCCCUGAGGUAACCUCCAGAUAAACUCGCCCCCCUCUCUCGCACACUUCCACGCCUGUAGCCCAGGAUCCUGCUCGCCCACUCCCUGCAGAGUAACUGACAAAUACAAGACAAACUCUGCAGAAAAGAGCAGCUCUCCCAUAACUGCUUCCGUUUGUGUUGCACCACCACAAAAAAAGACUUGAUGUUUGUGUUUAAUUUAAAAAAACGUUGUGUCACCCUGCCCUCAACCAGUCAUUAAGCAUUUUUUGGAUGUACAAGCCUGUUUAAUUUAUAGUCGUGCUGAGAGGCUGAUGGGACAGUGGAGGUAUUUCUUUGUUGGACUUCUUGCUUCCUGUGACGUUGGGAAAGCGCUCGAGUGACACUCAGUAAAAUACUACCUGUGACCCGAAGCCCAAGGAUGCCAAACGGCAAGACGCCAAUGCCCUGCAGCAGCAACAAGAAACCACGCGGAUGUUUACUUUUCAUUUGAAUUUUGUGUAUCAUUGUUCUCUACAGAGAAAAUGGGAGAAGGUUUUUGUUAACGUCACAAAAAAAUAUCAGUAAAAUAUUAAUCCAUAGCAUAUUUAAGUCAUUAUACUUAAUAAAAGCGAUUCGCAAACAUAGAGGGGGUCCCUAACUGAGGCCCCCCGGUUUAAGAUCGUAAUCCUUCCCCUCUUCCUCUCCAUCUCCCCUCCAUUUUCUUUCCCUGCCUGCCGUUUGUCUUUUGAGUCUGGUGUUGAUUAUAUGUUUCCUGUCUGCACUGCUGACCCUUUGCAGGCUGGUAUAUGACAAACAGCUCACUUCAUUCCUGCUGCAUGAUGCAGUAAGCAAAGACUCACAUUCGCCCCCUGCUGGAGAACACUAUGAAACUCAGCCCCAUUUAACUACAGGCAGUUAUGCAAAAAAAAAAAAAGCUUCAGGAUAGUGCAGUCCACCUCAGUCUGAAGUUUAUGUUCAAAGCAUAAAAGGAUUCCUGUAGCUUCGAUAAGAACAUACUGGUUGUGGUUGCUCAGAAAUUUAAACAAAGCACACAGUAGACCUUAUAUUUGUCCUUUUCUUAGCAAAGGAUUCAUUGGCAGUGCAGUUGAUAAUGUAAAGAGCUGAAGUACAUCACAAUCUCCCAAAAACCUAAAGCUGAUUUCUUUAUUCAUCUGAGAACUGCUAAUAAAGCACCUAGUUAUUGAAUGCUGGAUUCCAGGUUAAAUGAUUUGGCUGUCAUGUAUUGGGUGUUUAGCCUGAUUUUUAUUUUUUAUAUACCCCUCUUAUUUAUUCCCCUGUGUCAUUAUUCUGGAUGAGUGAACAAACAGGUCUGAGAGGAAGAAGAAAAACAGACAGGGGGCCAAGGGGGGAAUGUAAAGGAAUGAAUGCUGUCACGUUAGCUCCCAGUCACUGAGAGUUGAAGAGGCACGCUUUGUCUCCGCAGAAUGAGGCAGCUGCCGCUGAUGUCCACUCACACAUCAGUUAGAUGGAUAAAGAAAGAUGGACACAGGAAGUGAAGCGAUUUUACCACUAAAGCAGUUUGUUCUUUCUUUCUUUUUUCUUUCUUCUGUUCAGAUUGGUUGUGUAAAACAAUAUUGGAUGUAAAUCUAGGCUUCUUUCGUGAUGUACAUAUCUCACAUAGAACAUUCCACUGUGCACAACUCAUCGGAUUUACAGUCAGCCAAGCCGCAGCAGUUUUCUAAACCCGAUGAUGUGUAUAGUGCAAAACCUCUUAGAAAACGUAAGGAAACACCCUGACUUAUGUGAAUACAUCCAGCUAUGAAGAAUCAAAAAAAAAAACUAUAUUGUAAAUGAGUGCUUUGACAUUUUUGAACUUUUUUUUUCUUGAGAUAUUCAGAAAUUAUUUAAUGUAUUAACUAAUAAAGAUUUAUAUACACUUUGUACAUACGGUAGUCAUUAAUAUAUUAACUAAAUUCUUAUAAACAAUCUUUCAAGGUUUCUGAUCACAUUUGCGAAAGCUGGGCGUAGCCCAAGCUCUUUUUUUUUUUUUUUUUUUUUUAUUAAAAUAAUUUGCCUGAAGAGUAGUUGUUGAUAAAGUGUGUAAGAUGGUGUAGGGAUGUUUGAUGCUCAGAACCCCUAAACCCCUAAACUUCCAGCGGGGAACGGGAACAGUGACGUAUGCUGUCCAGUGCCUCAGUGUUUCCCUUCAGUGGGUCAUUUCAUCCAUUUCAUUGGAACCCACUGACAUUGACUGACAACCUGUUGUUAUUUUGGUGGUGUUCAGUUUUUCCUCUUCCCCAUUAUAUACACACACACACAUAUAUAUAAAUAUAUUUAAAAAUGAAUAAUUCAGAAUUCUUAGAAAGAAGGGAGUGAAAUAAUGCAUGUAUUGUUCUCUACUAUAUUGUUAUGCUAAAACACGGAUUCAUUAUUGUUAAAAUGCAGAAGUGAUUUUUUUUCUAUUCUCUCUCACACCUAGAACCUUUCCAAAAACGUUACUCCAUAUUGUUUGAAAAGAAUAGUCUUUAUGUAUAUGGCCACAUAAUGUGCUGAAGAGCCUUCUCAAGAGAGAAAUAUAUGAGAGACUGUGUGUGUGUACUGAAAAAAAGCAAUGUGUUUUAUAUAUAUAUAUAUAUAUAUAUAUAUACAGCUCUGAUUUCAUGUGUAGAUCUUUUGAGAGAUUGUAGAAUUUGUUUUGGCACUGUAAUGCAUUACUGCAGUGUCGACUACAAUUUCUGUACAAGCAGUAUUAGGUUUCUUUUGUUUUCACCACAGUUACCUCUGUAGCAGCCAGUUUCAAUGCUGUUUUUGAUAGUUUUGGGUAUUGAAAUGUAUUUCUGAAGCUUUCUAGAGUAUACCUUAUCAUUUGUAACGAUUCUAUGAAACUUUUGUACACAGGGGGGCGCUGUAUCUCUUCUAUGUAGAAUGCUAUGUUAAAUUUGAAUUCUGGGCUUAGGAAUACAGUACUCUUUAGACUCUUGAAACAACAAACCUGUUUUUGGCUUUUGCAGUGUUUCGAAAAUAAAUACAGAUAACGUUGUACAUAUAUUCGAGAUGUGUGAAAUAUGUUGAAUAUCUGAUAUGUUUAGGGCUGGUAUGAUAUAAUUAGCAAAACUGUACUUCAAAGCAAUCUAAUGCUAGAGUUUUUCAGCAAAUCUACCAUGUAUUUUGCAUUAUAGAGGAAAUUUCCCAUUUAAGAGGGGAUAAUGAUUACUGUGGCUCCCUAGAGCUGAUCAAUGGCAAAAGACUAAAGGAACUUGCAAUUAUAAAAUUAUUAUUAUUAUUAUCAUUUUAUUUUUUGAUAAUGGAAAAAAUACAGCAUACAAAUAACUACCUGCCAGCACAGCAUGUAUCCCUAUGAUCUUAAUCAUAUCUUUUCUCAUGUGCAACAAAGACAUCACUAUUAAAAAAAGGAAGAAAAAAAAUCAGAUGACUUUUGCAAACCGCAAAGAUGUUUUAAGUUGCAGUUCUGACAUCUGAAAUGCAGUGUUUGUGCGUAUCAUUGCAUAUGUUGCCAACAGUGUGAUGAGAGGUUUUUUGCUCUUGCAUGAAAACGAGACGUUGUUCUCCUACCUCAUGUUGUGAUAAGAUGUUUUCUAAAGCAGCUGACACAUCUAAAACUGUUUAUCAUGAUUGACAUUUACAAGUUAAAUUCAUGUACAUGCUUUUAGCUAAUACCUCAGUUGUAGCUAGUGUUUAUUGUUUAUUUCCCCUAUUUCAGACAUUGUAAAUAUCUUGUAUAGACAAUGAGCUUGGAUUAAAUUCAAGUAAAGUUCUGUAGUGUCAAA
Messenger RNA from Carassius gibelio (silver crucian carp), 4805 nucleotides. RefSeq names its product ski-like protein. The record is from RefSeq and is a predicted model, not a curated record. NCBI's taxonomy places the organism in Eukaryota, Metazoa, Chordata, Actinopteri, Cypriniformes, Cyprinidae. The coding region runs from base 25 to 1119 and encodes 364 amino acids. The transcript has 6 exons. Gene Ontology annotation, biological process: negative regulation of BMP signaling pathway. Gene Ontology annotation, cellular component: nucleus. Gene Ontology annotation, molecular function: SMAD binding; RNA polymerase II cis-regulatory region sequence-specific DNA binding; DNA-binding transcription factor activity, RNA polymerase II-specific.